Molecule: messenger RNA, 1578 nt
Organism: Emys orbicularis (European pond turtle)
Lineage: Eukaryota; Metazoa; Chordata; Testudines; Emydidae
Gene: PODXL
Product: podocalyxin like
Exons: 7
Biological process (GO): positive regulation of cell-cell adhesion mediated by integrin; negative regulation of cell-cell adhesion; regulation of microvillus assembly
Cellular component (GO): apical plasma membrane; microvillus membrane
Source: RefSeq, a predicted model, not a curated record
UUUUUAGGAGAUGUCAUUGCACAAAGUGACACGACUGCAGCUUCCACCACAAGUGCCCCGUCUGCCGAUGCCUCCUCCCAGAGCAGCCAACCCCGCACUGAGACUAUGGGUGCCCCGACCCCCACUCAAACCUUGACCCCCACCAAAGCUGACACCUCACCCUCCACUGGCACUGGCAUCCUGCCUGCUGCCUCGACUUCCACCAACGCCCUGUCUGGUGCCAGCACCCUGCUCCCCACCACCUCUGAUACACCAGGCGGUGCCAGCGUCCCAUCCUUCACUGGUGCUGGAACAUCACCUGGCACCGUCCCUCCAUCCCCCGCUGGUGCCCCAUCCCACACUAAUGCCACCACUCUGACCCCUGCCACCACUCUGACCCCUGCUGACACCGGCACCCUGCCUACUAAAGCUAGUGCUACCUCUCAGAGCACAGCGGCGAUCAACACCACCACCGGCUCUGCAGACUCCCUCACCGUCGGUGCCCCCAGCUCCCCGGCCGCCCCUGUUGUCCAUACUCUCAGCUCCGCAGCCACCCUCAGCUCCGUGGCCACCCCAGCUGCUCACACGGCUGUUACCCCGAGCUCUACCAUCGCCGCUGACGUCCCCAGCUCUGCAGACACUGGUCCGGCAGCCGUGUCUCCAUCUCAGAAGCCCCAAACAACAGAAACCACUACAGGAAGCAGCUUAGGUGUUAAUACAGACAAGGAACGUACCACCCAGAACCAGCCAGUGAAACCUGUGGCAACUACGGAAAGUGCUACCAAACCUACGGAAGCUGCAGUUGCAACCACACAGCAGUCUGGUGUUGUAUCACAGCCACCAGCCUCAAGCUCUGGAACUGUGAUCUCCAUUAUAGCCAGCACUUCACCGAGCCGCCACACUCCAGCUCCUAGCAGGGAAUCCAAGCCCAGUGAUUCUCUGCCCCAAAAUAAGAUCCUUUGUGAGGACCAGAACCUGUCCAACGACUCAGCAAUCAUUCUAACCCUGAACAAGCCUAUACACUGUGGCAGCCCUGUGGAUCCCUCCCUGCACAACAUGCUCUGCAAAGCCGUGAAGGCCACGUUCAACCGGAGCCGAGAUAUCUGCACCGUGCACCUGACCGCCACUGGGAACCCCCCCAACAGGAUUGCUGUGCUCGGUGUUUCUGUGCAAACCAACGCCGCGCCCAAGGAGCUGUUUGAACUGCUGGGGACGAAGAAGGGAGAGCUCCAGCAGCUUGGCAUUGGCAACGUCACCUAUGCCGACAAGCGGAUGGAGGAGGAGAACGAAGACCGGUUCAGCAUGCCCUUGAUCAUCACCAUCGUGUGCAUGGCCUGCUCCCUGCUGCUCGUCGCUGCCAUCUACGGCUGCUGCCACCAGCGGGUCGCCCGUAGGAAGGAUCAGCAACGCCUGACAGAAGAGCUACAGACCAUGGAGAAUGGCUACCAUGACAACCCGACCCUGGAGGUGAUGGAGACCUCCUCAGAGAUGCAGGAGAAGAAGGUGAACCUAAACGGGGAGCUGGGAGACAGCUGGAUAGUCCCCAUGGACAACCUCACAAAAGAGGAGCUGGAGGGAGAGGAGGACACACAUUUAUAA